GGCUCAAGCCUUUGAUUGGGGAUGUGCAGAUGGAGGCCGGAGGAGACACUGCUGCCCCAGCCCCCGGGGGCGCAGGGGGCUUGGAGGACACGCGGUUCCCCGGUGAGGAGACUGAUGACAGUGAGGGGGUUCACGCCGGCCCGCCACAUCUCGGAGACGGGGACCUGGAGGAAACAGGAUCCAAGGCCAAGGACCAACCACACAGCCCAUCACCACUGCUUCAUUCAGAGGGCCCAUCAAGUACCCGUACCUGUCAGCUUUGGGAUUCUGCAGCCUCUGAGAGUAGUCCCAUGGGCAGCCCUGAGAGUGGCUCUGGAGGCCAAGGCGGGGAUCCCAAUGAUGAGGACUGGCGCAGCCAGCGGAAGCAUGUGUUUGUGCUGAGUGAGGCUGGCAAGCCCAUCUACUCACGGUACGGUAGUGUGGAGGCGCUGUCAGCUACCAUGGGUGUGAUGACAGCCCUGGUGUCCUUUGUGCAGAGUGCAGGAGAUGCCAUCCGCGCCAUCUAUGCUGAGGACCACAAGCUGGUGUUCCUACAGCAGGGCCCACUGCUACUGGUGGCCGUGUCACGGACAACCCAGUCAGCAGCCCAGCUGCGAGGGGAGCUGUUAGCUGUGCACGCUCAGAUUGUGAGCACACUGACACGUGCAAGUGUUGCCCGCAUCUUCGCACACAAGCAGAACUAUGACCUCCGCCGCCUGCUGGCUGGCUCCGAGCGCACACUGGACCGACUUCUGGACAGCGUGGAGCAAGAUCCUGGUGCCCUGCUCCUCGGGGCUGUGCGCUGUGUACCCCUUGCCCGCCCGACACGGGACGCCCUGGGUGCGCUGCUCCGGCGUUGCACAGCUCCUGGUCUGGCGCUGUCAGUGCUGGCAGUUGGCGGUCGACUGGUCACAGCGGCCCAGGAGCGGAAUGUGCUGGCCGAGUGCCGGCUGGACCCAGCUGACCUGCAGUUGCUGCUUGACUGGGUGGGCGCACCAGCCUUUGCAGCAGGUGAGGCAUGGGCACCUGUGUGCCUGCCCCGCUUCAACCCCGAUGGUUUCUUCUACGCCUAUGUGGCCCGCCUGGAUGCCAUGCCUGUAUGUCUGCUGCUGCUGGGCACCCAACGUGAAGCCUUCCAUGCCAUGGCCGCCUGCCGGCGCCUGGUUGAGGAUGGGAUGCGUGCCCUUGGUGCCAUGCGUGCCUUUGGAGAGACUGCCAGCUUCUCUAAUGCCUCAUCACCCAAUGCCCCAGCCUACAGUGUGCAGGCUGUGGGUGCACCUGGCCUCCGGCACUUCCUCUAUAAGCCACUGGACAUCCCCGAUCACCACCGCCAGCUACCCCAGUUCACCAGCCCUGAGCUAGAGGCCCCGUACUGCAGGGAGGAGGAGCGACAGCGGCUGUCAGACCUGUACCACCGCCUGCACGCCCGCCUCCACAGCACCUCCCGGCCCCUACGUCUCAUUUACCACGUGGCUGAGAAGGAGACACUGCUGGCCUGGGUGACCUCCAAAUUUGAGCUCUAUACCUGUCUCAGCCCCUUGGUGACCAAGGCAGGGGCAAUCUUGGUAGUGACCAAACUCCUGCGCUGGGUGAGGAAAGAGGAGGACCGGCUCUUCAUUCGUUACCCGCCCAAGUACUCCACGCCUCCAGCCACCUCUAUGGACCAAGCUCCCCAUAAUGGCUUGUUCCCCGGACUCUGAGAAACAGAGCUCCCAAACUGGGCAGUGCUUGGAGCAACCACCUUUGGUUUUACCUUCUGUCUCCACCCUGGAAAUGCGGAUGUGGGUGUGUCUGGCUGGUCAUUGUCUUCCCCAGGCAAUGGGGCAAGAUCUGAGGGCCUUCUGGCAGCAGCCCAGUGAGCAGGCUGCUCUCCAGCCCACCAGUGCACCUCCCUCUCUGAGGAAACCCUGUGGCUUCUCUCUCCCUUCCCUCCGCCUCACUUCCUCCACUUGGAUGGUGUUCCAGCCUCUGUCACAGGCUGUCCUCUCUAAACGUUGCUUCAGGGGUCUGCUGCCUCAAUGAAAUCUCAGCCCACAGUGCCCAGGGCUGGCCAAGGGCUCAGGGGUGGCCCAAAAGGGUUGUGGAACUGGGCAUGCAGGGGCAGCUUGGCACGGGCUUAUUUUAAAGAUAAAACUGUACAUGAAAGGCCUACAACCAACCUUUAGGAGGCUAGUUCCUUCCUUUGCCCUUCAUGUACUCCUGUUCAUCUUUGCCCUGCCAAAAAUACCCCCAUCAGUGCUGGCAGCUGCUAAUAUUAAUAAGAAGGUGACCUUGUGUCUACCUGUGUAACCCAGGGUGUACAGCACGUGACUUCUCACCGUGGCUGGGAUCCAGCCUUUUUACAGAGGGGGUGCACUCAGCUUCUAAGGCUCAUUUUACUCAUCUGUAAAACAGAUAACUAAUCCUCUCCCAUAAACUCUUUAAUGAAGAUUUGUAAACACAACGGGACUUAACUGGUGUACCACCACACAGCACACACACAUUUGUCUCAGGCCGACAACCUGCACAACUCGAGCAAUCUAAAGCAGGAAAGACCUCCUCACGAUGUCUUGUGUACACACAGCCCUCACUCCCCCACUGGCCGACAUCCCAAGCCCUGCCCUUAUUCCACUAAUUGAAGUCAUAGCCUCGUACACGCCUCUGUCGAUCAGGCGGGCCAGGCAUUCUGCGCUUGCCCAGAACCAACGUCUGACUUAGCUGGGUGGAAUGAUGGCCCAAACGCGGGCUGUACGCAUGCGUGCUGCAGGGCUCACGUGGGGUAUUUUUAGCCAAUUGUCGGGUAAGGCUGAAGAGUUGGAAAAUGGCGGGGAAGUUGGAGUCCUUGCGCGGGGAGUCGCCACCAGCCGCCGAGGACGCUGAAAGCGGUAAGGGCAAGCAUUUCUCUCCUGUCCAGGGCAGAAAGGCAGAAGGAUUCCUAUUAUUAGUUAUAAAACAAUAAUAGCAGUAGUGUUUAUUUUCUUUUUAAGAGAAAUUUUAAGCCUUUUGUAACUUUUAACCUUUCCCCAAAGUGGAGAUAAAAAAUAUGCACAUUGUCAUCAUUUAGGUUAGGUCUUGCCAACUUUAUUGACUAUAUUGCUUAUUUUAAAGUAAAUACUAAAUACUUAAGUAUGCAUCUCUUAAACGAAAGGGGGGAGGGAUGUUCACAGAAAUCUCCCCGCAGCAGCCAACCCGUAGGAAAACUAGCCGUAAUGCCCCAGCCCAUUUUACACCCCGCUGACAUCGCACUUUGCCUGAACUCUUUAAUCAAAAGUGGCCCACCCCCAACACAAGUUUUUUCCUCAAGGAUGUUGAUUUGAAUAAUGACGCCUCAACCCCUAAGGGGGCUGGGGACGAUUUUGCCUAGAAAGAACUUACUGGAAGUUGCGGUCCAGCCAAAAAACAAACUCAAAAAUCUCCCAAGGCAAUAAUCCUCUGGUAUGCCUUGGGUGGUAGCAUUUUUUUCAUUAUAGAAAUUUUCCAAAUGUACCAAAGUAGAGAAAAUAGCAUGAUGAAUGUCCAUGUAUCCAUCACUCUGGAUGUAUCCAUCACUCUGCCCUCCUUUUAUCUAUAACUACCGGUUCUGCACACUCUUUAAACUGCCAUAUUAACAAACAUUAGAUUACUACUUACCCAUACAAACAUCAGGAAAGUGAUUAUUGUCUGUCCUUGGAGGUGAGCGCUGUGAGAACUCUGUUUCUCCAGCACCUGAUACAAUGCUUGCUUGGCAUAUGAUAAGUUCUCAGUAGUUAAAAAUGAAUACAUAAAUAAUGAAAUAACUUCAAAGCAGAGUGCUCCCUUAGAUUAGAGCCACCUGUAGAGUGUCAGCAUUCAACAAAGAACAGAUGGAAAUAAGACCGAUGUAAGUAGAUCUCAUUUAUUUAGCAUAGAGCUGCCAUGGUGAUUAAAAAAAAAACCAUUUAGUAGCAACCUUUCAAAUUCUUCAAAAUUGACAUUGUGAUUGACACCAGCAAGGGAGAAAUUUGAAAAAUGUAUCAAGUCACUUUCUAACCCAUCAAAUUGGCUUUAUAAAGGAAUUGAUAAUAUCUAAUAUUGAUGACACAAGCCUUCGCUUGUUUCACUGAGAGAACUGACCAGUAAAGGCUUUGCUAGAAGCAGUUUGGCAAAGUAUUUUUUGCAUCUGAAAUUCCAUUCUACAUCUGCAGUCGCUAGGCUAGGUAGUUAGUCAUAGGGGGUACAUUCAGCCCUAGGAAUGGCCUUCAGAAUGUUGUUGAUAGAGACAACACCAGGAACAAUCACAGAAGUGGCUAAAUCUAGUCAUAUACAUACUAUGGGAUGUCUAUACAAUGGCUUUUUGUAAGAGGCAAGAAAUAAAUAAUUCAAAUUAAAUUCCAAUUAAAUUUGAAUUAUUUA
Otolemur garnettii (small-eared galago) is the source of this 4329-nucleotide messenger RNA. RefSeq names its product MON1 homolog B, secretory trafficking associated (gene MON1B). The transcript has 6 exons. NCBI's taxonomy places the organism in Eukaryota, Metazoa, Chordata, Mammalia, Primates, Galagidae. Gene Ontology annotation, biological process: protein targeting to vacuole; vesicle-mediated transport. The record is from RefSeq and is a predicted model, not a curated record. The coding region runs from base 30 to 1679 and encodes 549 amino acids.